Molecule: messenger RNA, 1663 nt
Organism: Prosopis cineraria
Lineage: Eukaryota; Viridiplantae; Streptophyta; Magnoliopsida; Fabales; Fabaceae
Product: UDP-glycosyltransferase 74D1-like
Exons: 2
Coding region: 569-1090 (173 amino acids)
Source: RefSeq, a predicted model, not a curated record
AUUUCAUCGCCGCGGCAGCAGUUUCUAGUUCCGCAACAUCCCGGCUUCAAGCUUCUCUCGUCAUCCAUAUCUACCCGGUUCGUCUUCUCCAUUCGUUUCUCUACUUGUUAAAGCAUGAACCUGAUAAUGAAAUUGCAGGUAAGAAAGAAGUGAAGAGGAUGGGAGAGAAUGAGGGGACGGCACGCGUGCUGAUGCUGGGCUUUCCUGCGCGCGGUCAUACAAGUCCAUUGAUCCAAUUUGCGAGGCGUUUGGCAUGGAAAGGGAUCCGAGUCACCUUCGCUUCCUCGCUUUCUGCAACACAAUCUAUUCAUCAAACUGGAAUCACUUGAUCUCUCUCUUAUCCACCUAAGAUGAUUUCACACAGGGCGGGCUUGAGGGCUUUGUCGAAAGGUUCCAAAAUGGCACGGUCAAGAUCUUGAGUGAUUUCAUCAACAAGAGCUUGCAAGACUCCAGCCAGCGGAGGAAGGGCAGGUGCUUGAUUUAUGAUUUUGAUCUUCCCUGGGCUCUGGAUAUUGCCAAGCAGACGGGUAUUCAGAGUGCUGGAUUUGCCACUCAGACACCGGGUGCUAUGGCAGCUUAUUGUAUGCUGAAUCUGAAGGUGCACGGUAAGACAUUGAACGUGCCAGCUUUAGACAUACCGGAUUUCUUAGACACCGGAGUUUCAGCUGUGGUAGACGGUCCGGGGUUAGAUAGGAUUUUCCCUGUUCUCAGAGUUUCAUUAAGCAAGUUCGGUAACUUUGGCAGAGCGGAUAUUUACUUUUGUCAGACUUUUGAUAAGAUGGAGCACGAGGUAUUGGAAUGGAUGAAGAACAUUUGCCCCACCAUUGCAGCAAUAUGGCCAAUGGUGCCAUCAGCUUACCUGGAAAGCAGAAUGGAAGACAGCGUAGACUACGGUUUCAACAUGAACAACCAAGACCGUAAUGCACGUCUGGAAUGGCUCGACAUUGCAUUUGGGAGCAUGACUGGCAUGAAAACAGAAGAGAUUAAGGAAAUGGCGAUGGUAUUGAAGAACCUAGGCCGCAAUUUCCUGUGGGUGAUGAAGGAAACUGAAAUGCCAAACCUUACAACAAACUUCGUGGAGGAAGCAUAAAAGAAGGGGAUGUUAUGUGGCAUGGAGCCAUCGAUUGAAGAUGCUGUCGCAGCCUGCAGUAGGAUACAUAGUGAUGCACUGUGGAGCCAAUUCCCUUAUGGAAGCAAUAGUAUUUGGGGUUCCAAUGGUGGGGAUGCCCAGGUUCGCAUAUCAAGUACCCAAUGCGUAUUUUGUGGAGGAGGUGUGGAGAGUGGGUGUUAAUGCGAAGAAGAAUGAGGAGGGGGUGUGUAAUGAGGAAGAAAUCGAGAGAUGUUUGAUGAGAGAAGGAAGGAAAUAAAGAAGAAUUUGAUGAAGCUGAUGAAGUUUGCUAAAGAGGCUGCGAGCGAAGGUGGAAGUUCUGAUAAGCACAUGGAGGAAUUCAUCUCUAGGCUUGUGCAAGGGCCUCCUCAUUACUGACUUCAAACAGCAACACUCUUUCUUCAAGGAUUAUCCAUCUCUUGCAUCACCUAGUUCAACUCUUGAACCUUUGCUGCUUUAUUACUCAGAUUGAAUCAUUUGUGUUUUGGAUAAACGUUUGCAAAACUGAAGUUUUCACUAACUUCCGUUUACAAAUGAAAGGUUGAUUCUUAGUUA